Messenger RNA from Olea europaea var. sylvestris, 573 nucleotides. RefSeq lists its product as uncharacterized. The record is from RefSeq and is a predicted model, not a curated record. The transcript is spliced from 2 exons. The coding region runs from base 1 to 573 and encodes 190 amino acids. Lineage: Eukaryota; Viridiplantae; Streptophyta; Magnoliopsida; Lamiales; Oleaceae.
AUGGGGCUCGGUAGUUGGACUUCGGCAGAGUACAUCGGAUCGAGGAGCGUCGAAUUAUUCGACGUGGAGUCGAGCUGUGGAAAUGGCAUUGAGUGCGAAAAACAAAGAAGGUUUAUUGAUGGUUCUAUAUCAAAACCUUCUAUACAUUUACCUCUAUAUGCUGCUUGGUGUAGAUGUAAUCACUUUGUGUCCUCAUGGAUUAUAAAUUCAAUCCCCAAGGAGUUAUAUCCUAGUGUUAUGCACAAGGACCCAGCUCGUGAAAUCUGGCUUGAACUGAAGGAUAGGUACAGCCAAGGAAAUGGGCCUCGGAUAUAUCAGUUGAAGAAGAUGAUUGUUUCAAUUUCACAAAGGAAUGGAUCUGUCAGUACAUACUUUAACAGGUUGAAAGGGUUAAGGGAAGAAUUAUCGAACUAUAGACCGCAAAUUCACAAUCCCUACUUUGAAGAGGAGCAGAUCUUGCAAUUCUUGAUGGGAUUAGAUGACUGCUACGUACGUAGCCUGAUUUUGUUGAUGGAGCCAUUGCCUUCAUUGAAUAAAGUGUUUGCACUAGUUCAACAAAAUGAGAGACAGUGA